This is a messenger RNA of Rhizoctonia solani, 402 nucleotides long. RefSeq names its product Reverse transcriptase (RNA-dependent DNA polymerase). The record is from RefSeq and is a predicted model, not a curated record. The coding region runs from base 1 to 402 and encodes 133 amino acids. The transcript has a single exon. NCBI's taxonomy places the organism in Eukaryota, Fungi, Basidiomycota, Agaricomycetes, Cantharellales, Ceratobasidiaceae.
AUGUUUGUCAAAAAGGCAGACAGUCCUCUCAGGCUGGUGGUGGAUUAUAGGAAGCCAAACAACAUGGCUAUAAAGAAUGUCUAUCCUCUUCCCCAACAAGAUGAUCUAAUGACCAAACUAUGCCACACCAAGAUUUUCACCAAGCUUGAUCUCAGAUGGGGCUACAACAACAUACACAUCAAGGAAGGGGACAAAUGGAAGACAGCCUUCCAAACCAAAUAUGGGUUGUUUGAAUACCUAGUCAUGCCUUUUGGUCUCACCAAUGCACCAGUGGCCUUCCAGCACUUUAUGAACAACUUAUUCAGGGACCUGAUUGAUGUAUCUGUGGUCAUUUACCUUGACAACAUCCUGAUGUUUGAGAACCCCAAGGAUCACAAUAGCCACAUAAGGGAGGUCCUAUAA